This is a messenger RNA of Misgurnus anguillicaudatus (oriental weatherfish), 6134 nucleotides long. It is a transcript of the gene rnf43, whose product is annotated as ring finger protein 43. Lineage: Eukaryota; Metazoa; Chordata; Actinopteri; Cypriniformes; Cobitidae. The record is from RefSeq and is a predicted model, not a curated record.
CACACACACUUCAACUUUACACUUUUCCAGCGAUCAUUGCUGUUCGCGUACGGUUCAACAACACGGAGCUUUGAUUUCACACCACGAACAGCGCCUUUAGGAGUUUCACAAAAACCACUGGAUUUCACGACCGAUUUGCGGAUAAUCUAUUUGAAUUUGAGAGAAAAACUGAAGGCGAACAGGUUUGUAAAGGAUCAACAGAUUGUUCAUCUUAAUUCAUUGGUUGGAAUGGAUUUAUAUGUACGUGAACGGCUCUCAUUGACACGUGUUGUCGGGAAAGCGUAAGCGUUUUCGUGCGGUGAAACUUUUCAACAUUUUCUUCUCGAUUCGUCUUCAUCUCGGACCUGACGGGGAAAGUUUUCAAAGGGAGAUUAUAAAUCUGAUUUGUUGGAGUAUUAUCAGAUCUUUGAGUGAUACAUUGUCGCAUUGAUGGAUACAAUCAUUCUGCUACAACCUGUUGCGUUCUGGAAUGUUUGGAAUCCUUUGAAGUGGACGCGCAGAAGUGAGAGAUUAUGACGUGACUUUAUUAGUGCGUGCGCGCGGGAAACAACAUCAAAUCACAAUAUGUUUCCAGUAUUAGCGAUCUGACUGGAAGCUCAGGUGAUCACAUCAAACUCUAUGGGUCACCUGUGUGUUUCACAGUGGUGUCUACAGUAUGUCAUAUUUCAUCACGUCAGUCAUGUGACACGGGUCAGCCCACUCUUAAUGAAUGCUUGAAAUUACUCGUGUGUGAUAAAAGUGAAAUCUGAGGUUCAUAAACAGUUGAAUGAUUGAUUGGUAAUAUGUUUACUAGUUAAACCUUACUGCAGAAUCCUUUGGAAACGUAAACCUGACUGCUGGGAAUUGUAUCUUUUGCUGGGAUCCCACUGGACAGGUAGAUUUGGGGACAGUGCAUCAUGUAUGGCCGGAGCCCGCCGCUGCACCCGGGACAAUGAGGGUUCCUGUGCGGCGACUGGCCGGGCUCUGGCCGUGGCUGCUCAUGGCCGCCUUACAGGUGGUGUUGGGCCACACUGGGUUGGAACUAGCUGCUGCCGUUGAGUCGGAAAGAUCUGCGCCCAAAGCCAUGAUCAAGGUGACCCUACUGAAGCAGGAACCCACCAGCAGGCCCAUCACGCUGGAAGGAGUUUUCGCCGGUGGCAGUGCCGGCUAUGCCGAAGGGAAACUGAUGCAGUCUCACCCGUUGUCUCUGUGUAACACCAGUGAGGAUGAGCGACAGGAGUCGGCCUUCAUCACCAUUGUCAAACUGGAGAGUCCAGAAAGUAAAGUGCCACAGUGUCAGCCACUGCUCAAUAAAGCCCGGUUGGCUCUUCAGAGAGGGGCUCAGGCGGUCAUCUUUGAUAUAACAGAUGAUGCCGGUGCUGCUCAAGAGCUUCGUGAUUUGGGUUUGUUGCCGCGGCCAGUCGUGUUGGUGAAGUCGACAGACGCUGAGGAACUGAUGGGACUCGUCAACAAGAACGAGGAAGCCAUGGUGGUGAUAGACAUCAUGAUGGAGGCUCCUAAAUGGCCUCACUAUGAUGUUGGCAUUCUCCUGACCGUUGCUCUGGCUGUGUUGGCCAUCAUCAUGAUCUUUGCCAUGCGCUUUUUCUGCAGGUCCAACAGAACCUGGGACUCUGUGCAUCAGCAGACCAUGCGGGCCAUCGGCAGGCUGGAGACGCGGACGUACGUCUCUCCGGGCUGCAGCGGAUCCCAGCGUUCACGUGGAGCUCUGGGGUCAAGCAGCAGUUCUGGGUCUGGUCCUGUCUGUGCCAUCUGUCUCGAGGAGUUCAUGGAUGGCCAGGAUUUGAGGAUCAUCUCCUGUGCUCAUGAGUUUCAUAAGGAGUGUGUCGACCCCUGGCUCUUACAGCACCGAACCUGCCCGCUGUGCAUGCAUAACAUCAUGGGUAAACAGACUCAUGAGUUGACAUCCCGCCAGCCCCAAAGAAGCCGCAUGCCGGCCCCUCCACCGGACCAUCAGAGUCAAGCUUUCCUUCUUCCUCAUCAUUAUUCAACCCCACAUCCUUACCCUCAGCACCACAUCCCCUUCUCCAUGCGACAUCAUUACCCCCGCACACCAUCUGGACCUUUACCCCAACUGGGUCACUGUGGUACCUCACCCCCUCUCCAUCCACGCACCCUGCGAUGCUUUCCUAGCAGACCGUUAGGUGCCAGUUGCGUGUACCACCUCACCCCAGAUGGCCAUCACGGACGCGCGCACAGGCCAAGCGGGCACGGGUGUCGGACCGCGGGGCAUCACUUUGCCGCCCCCAGACGUCCGUGUCCCCGUUGCCCCCCAGGUACCCAGAGGAACGCUUCGGCUUCUCGGGUGCAUCCCACGGCCCACCAUCACCCUCAUCACGGGGGAGGUACACAUGGUCGGCAGGACGAUGGCAGCUGCUCGGGAGCGAGUUAUCGCACGGAGCGCAGCGGUUACCUUGCAGACGGUCCGGCCAGUGAUACCAGCUCGGGAUCGUGCCACGGCUCGUCCAGCGACUCGGUACUGAAUUGUACGGAUGUUAGCCUUCAGGGCGUCUACGGCAGCUGGUCUACCUUCCGCAGUUCGCUCAGCAGUGAGUAUGACCCGUUUGUGUACGGGCCGAGCAAAGGAGGAACCCCAGAGGGCACCCAGAGGCCUCGGUCCCUGGACUCGGUAGUGAACCGCUCGGGAAACGGACCUGAUAGGAACGGGAUUUGCUCGGAGGAGCAGCAACAGCAGGUGGCUGUUUUCAGUCAUGUCCACUUUCAUAGACAUAGACACCACUAUUAUGAGGAUGGAGAGCUCGGUCAAGGGCCCGGCCGGGGCUCUGACGCGGAUCAGGGAGCCUCAGCCGCACUAGCGGGUGGCCCCUGUAAUGUAGUUAAAGACAAAGACUGCCAAAUGCAGCACCUAUCUUGCAACUGUCCCAAAGCGGACAUCAGUUUGAGGGGGCUCGAGGACAAAGACACAAGUCCUGUGUCCUCAUCGGGCCCCUCUGUGGUCGUAACCUCUUCCUCUUUAUCUUCUCCGUCGCCAGCUUGUUGCCACAAGGGCUCGGCGUGGCCCAGCAGACGGAAAGCAACCGGCUGUACGUUGGAAGCGACUGCGCCGGUUGUACAUUUCCAUCAAAACUUGGACCUUCAAGAGGAUUGUAGCCUUCACAUUCACUACGGACAGGGGACGGGAAACUAUUGCUGCACAUCUCCGGAAGUGACCCCCGCUCUCUUGCCGGUUCCCCUGAUUUUGGACUCAACGGGGAUGGGCGAUUGGCCAUGCUGUGGCGGGGCUCAUGUUGUGUGGCAGAAGCGCAUGCAGCCGGCCCGUUCAGAUCCUCAGCUUCCAAGCUCGGGCUCUACAUCGGACAGACCCCUAUGUAGGGCUCAUCACAACCCAGGCCAUGAACUUCCUAGGGACAUCUGUCUGUACUGCCAAGCUUUACAUAGUAGUCAGGAGGAAGAGUCUGGCGUAUGAGAAACUCUUCAUCCUGAACUCCUCACGCUGCUACACAAGAGCCGAUAUGGACAAAACUAUUCGGCUGUUUCUUGCUGUCUCUUUCAUAAACACACACACACAGUGUUCCUGAUAAUUCCAAACUGCAUUUCCCACGGCAAUGUCAUAUUUCAUUGGAAAGUCAAGCAAAUUGGAAAUUCAUCAGCUGUCUGUUCAUAUUUCAUUGAUACCUGUCACAGGUACAUGAACAAAUGCUUGUGUCCUCUGUAACAUUUGUCCUCUGCUCCGGUCAAUUUUCUGUUUCAGGUCAAGUACUCGCAUAACUCAGCAACAUUGAAACUUAACCUGUUUUUAUCUCUUCUCAGUCUUAUAGCAUCCAUACAUUAGUUAACUUGCAUCGCAAUCUUCACAUAAUAACACCCUUCCGGUGUAUUUCUCAAACGUUAAACAGCCGUUCAGCUUUCCUGUUCGGCCCGUGGGUAAGCGUUUUCCAGCACUACCUCAGAUAACCAAUCAGAAAAGUCCUGUUAGCGAGACGGUACCCGUACAACGACCUCUUUUACCUCUGAUAGAUAUUAACCCAGAGAAAAGAUAAAGAUCUUUACUUCAUACAAUCUGUCCCUGGAACGGAGCCCUGACGGUUUCACAAGGUUCCAUGUCGUAGUUUUUUUUUUUCAUUCAGUUAUGGCAGCUGUUAUUUCCUACAUGAAUUGACUGAAUAUAUUCUGUUUCGGUUCUGUCGUUUGUCGUGGCCGAGAAGGACUACGUUUCCCAUAGUGCUUUGCUUUCAAAUCCGUAAAAGUGUCCGUAAAGGGACGCUGACAUUUCAUAAAAAGUCACCAGCUUACAAGCUCACCAAAAGUGCCUGUCUUUAAAAUGAACAUUACAUGCAGUUUAUACAUGUACGUUUGAUCAUUAAUCUACUGACAUGCUGAUUUUAUUUUGUAAUACUAAGGUAAUGUAAUGCUUAGCCGACCUCCAGAAACAUUUCUCUCUUUAUUCUGUUACAGAGAAGUCUCUGUUGACAUACAUUUGAAAACCUUUUAUGAUUUUAGUACUGUGACAAGCUGUCGAUUACCACAGAAAAUCGUACUUAAUACAGCAGUCUCAGAUUUUUUUAACACUUACAGUAUUGCAUCUAUGAUGCAAACAUUAAUUUCAAUGUUAUAAAAGUGACACAUAAUUUUGUAUUAAAUGUUAAUAUUUCACUCAUGCUGUAACCAGCUGUUAAAGGUGCAUUGUGUACAUUUUAGGAAGAUCUCUUGACAGAAAUGCAAUAUUAUAUACAUAACUAUAUUAUCAGUGGUAUAUAAAGACCUUACAUAUUAAACUGUAUCGUUUUUAUUACCUUAGAAUAAAAUUUGCAUACACUGCGGGUCCCCUUACAUGAAAGUCGCCAUCAUGUUUCUACAGUAGCCCUAAACGGACAAACUGCUCUAUAGAGUGCAUUUCGUAACAGCCCAGUCACACGAAAUUACGUACCUAUAGUCAUGUCAUUUUUUGAUUCUUUUUCGUGAUACUGUCACAAAUUUCCACAUUUUUUCAUGAUCGUAUCACAAAUUUCUGUUUAUGUGUCAUUGUCACGUAUUGGUUAAUCAACUGUUUUGUCCUAUUUUCUUACCAUUUUCGCUUUGGUUUAGGGUUAGAUUUACAUAAAAUGACAUCCUUACUCAAAACCCAACUCUAACCUUAACACCAGGCGACAAUGUUUUAAAGAGCCAGUAAGAUGUUUUUAAGCGUCCUAUCACUGUUUAUAAGUCCCGGACAACAGGUUUAAAUGCAUGCAAGGUCAAAAAACACUGUCAUUUUCUCAAAAUAUAAAUUUAAAAUUAUCCCAUUUCUCAGAGAUCCCCAAAUGAUUUGUGUGAAGCCGUUCAACGAAUCAGUCUGAGAAACUAGCAUUUUACACUCAUUUAAGCAUUAAUGUAAGCUAACCGGGUCAUAGCAAAACCGUAAGUGAACAUGUGUUAGCUGCUUGCUAACGUGACUCUAUAUGACAGUAUAUUAAGAGUUUAAAAAACAACAUCAAUACACAUCAUUCAUCAUUAGUCCAAGUUAUAAAAACGAAGACGGACAUUUUUACACUCAUUUAAGCAAGUAUGUAGCUUUAAUCAUACUUACAGGUUGUGGUUAGGAGACGCAUGUUGUUCCAAAUAAAGUGGGUACUGAACCAUCUUUCAUUGCCAAAUUUCUAGUAAAUCCCUCCAUGAAAAAGUAAUUUUAACCACUGAUUCUUCACAGCCAAAGUCUAGUAAAUCCCUGACUGAAAAAGUAAUUUUAACCACUGAUUCUUCAUAGCCAAACGUUUAGUAUAUCCCUUCUUGAAAAAGUCAUUUUAACUACAGAUUCUUUAUAUAUCUUCAUCCUUUGGUAGUGAAAACAACACAAACUGAAAACAGCGUGAUAUGACGUUUACACACUAACUAGCUGUGGGCAGGUCAGCGUUUUCAUUUCUCCCGCGGGCAAGGCUGUAGAUGGAGAUUAUUAUGCAAAGUGUCGGUAUUACGUGGAUAAAGUCAGGCAGGAGAUUCAAUCCAUAUGACGACUCGUUUCAGCGAUUCAGAGUCGACUCCCUACUUUAGAAGCCAAUAACUUUAUUAAUCGUGCACUUUUUGGUUCAACUACUUUGCACAUUGUUUACAUUGAUGGACAGCUACAUGACACACUACAAUACAGGUCACUUUUUCGAUUUGGGUCUGUGUGGCUCUUUAAAAUUUAGAAAAUAUAAAAA